AUGUCAUCUGAGCGCCGAAGUCAACGUACCUCCAGCGCUACCAACUCCUUUAGAGCAUUUGAUGACGAUGACGAUGAAGCUUUCGAGGCGAUGUUGAGAGCUGGAGAUCCAGGAGCGGAUGAGGAGGACACACCGCUUGACCCUUCUGAGAUCCCCACGGUUGUCCAUCCUUCUGUAGAACAGAUCGUCUAUAGACGCCCAGUCAUACCUGAUGACGAGCCUGAGCCGGGUGAGGACUUCCGGUAUAUGUGUAAAUUGAAGGGCCAGAGCUACUUGCAUCUAGUGUCGUUGAAAGAGUCAGAACUUAACGAGCAUCGAGGUACUAAGCAGAAGCUUGCCAACUUCAAGCGUCAAUUGGAGAAGCGUGGUUCCGUUACAGGAGCUACACCGCCAGAAACAGACGAUGAUAGUGAUGCGGGAACGCAUCACUACAACCCUCAUUACGAUGUGAGGUAUCUCGAGGUUGAGCGCGUUAUUGACACUACUGAUCUUUUCGCGGCUGUUUAUCCUGCUAGAGCUGCAGCACUUGAGAGGACGUCGUGGCAAGCAUACUGCCUGAAGAUAGUAGCAUCCUUGAUGUGUCUGGACAUAAGAGGAGUGAAGUAUGCUGAUUGGUUCCUACGACCGAUAGACCCGGACCGGCAUGGCUUGCCCGACUACUACCAGCUCGUCGCUGAGCCUAUGGACUUGACAACAAUACAAGUGAAGCUUUAUCUGAAUGCAUACAGUGGACCUCAGGAUUUUUGGGCGGACGUACAAAAGAUCGCCAACAACUGUCAAUACUAUAACGCGCCUGACUCGGACGCCUGUAUAGAGAUGGGCAUGCUUAAGGCGCUCUUCGACAAACUGUAUCGAGAAUGGGCGGCCUUGUCUAGACAGCCGGGUGGAGUUGAGGGCAAGAAGGCCGAGCUGGAAGCAGGAGGACAUAAUGGGAAGGGGAUAUCCACAAUACCUCGCAAUUUGAACUGGCAUUGGAGUGAUGGUGUACAGCCCGACGCUGAGGAGGUUUUGAAGGACUUUACCUUCGAGAGGUUAUUGAAUCUAGAUGGACCCUGUCGGAUGUACUGCGUGAAAUGGCGAGGGUUGGGGUACGAUGAAGCUACGUGGGAGCUCGAAGAAGACUUGCAGACUAAGCAAGCACGAGCUGCAAUAACCAAUUUUCAUAAGUUUUCGAGGGUGCCGGAUUAUGUUCAGAAUCCCCAGGCUGGACCAGCUGCUACUAUGGAGACGGUGACUCCUCAACUGGUGAGGGAGAUGGAGAUAUGGACCCGAGCAGCUGCUGAUAAUCUGGUGUUUGAGGGCGCUGGUCAUGAGGUGCACUUCAGAGAGAUGCCUCCUCAGCUGAUUGAACGCCUUCCGGCUUUGUCAAGGUAUAUAUGGGCCAGGAACUCGAGCUCCAUUGAAGGCGUUGAAGCCGGGCAGCACCAUCUCAAGCGUUGGAGCAUCAGAAAAACUGAAGAGCGUUGCAAGCGGAGAAGAGGAGGGCUGCAGAAGUUCAAGUGGAAACGAUCAAGAAUAUGGUCUUGCUCGGAUAGCGUGGCCGGUGUUGCUCAAUCAACUGGCGAAUAA
This is a messenger RNA of Perkinsus marinus ATCC 50983, 1569 nucleotides long. RefSeq names its product bromodomain-containing protein, putative. Bases 1 to 1569 code for a protein of 522 amino acids. Lineage: Eukaryota; Perkinsozoa; Perkinsida; Perkinsidae. The transcript is spliced from 17 exons. The record is from RefSeq and is a predicted model, not a curated record. Gene Ontology annotation, biological process: chromatin remodeling; regulation of DNA-templated transcription. Gene Ontology annotation, cellular component: chromatin; nucleus.